CAAGAUGGAUUUACAAAUCUCUGUUUUUCUUCUGUUCAUUCUUUUCACUCCAGGACACUCUCUCAGCUGUUAUGAGUGCACGGGUCUGAAGGGUUCUUGUGCGAAUCAAAAAGUAAAAACAUGUCCCAGUCGAUUUUCCAAGUGCAUGAGUACAACGGCUGUAACACAAGUUGGUGACAUUAGAGCUAAAGUGAAGGCUAAAGAUUGUGCUGUUGACUGUGCAAGUGGGUCCAUGAACCUCAGCAUUAUAAAGAGGUCUUCAGUGUGCUGUAACACAGACCGGUGUAACAUCCAGGAUGCUCCAGAUCCCAGCAUUGACUCCAAUGGAAAGAAAUGUUACUAUUGUGAUGGGAAGAACUGCUCAAACACAGUGAGCUGUUCAGGGAGUGAAGACCAGUGCAUUACAUCAUCAGCGAGUUACGGAGAGCAGUCACUGGUUGUAAAAGGCUGUGUCUCUAAAUCUAUUUGUGAUUCCACAACAUCAGAUGGUGAUGUUCAGAAGAUCUUAUGUUGUUCAGGGAAUCUGUGUAAUGGUGCUCAGAGCGUCACUCAGAGUGCUAACAGUGCUAAAAAUGUCACUCAGAGCUUCCUGUUCCUGUGCGGUUCUCUGCUCUCCUUCAUCCUGCUGCACUGAAUCCAGCAGCUCUUCACAUUCUACACAGAGACACACUGUACUGAAUAUAGAGCUUGUACUUUCUCUGUAUCUGUAGUGUUCUAAUGUGACUGUUUGCUGUGACAUUUAUGUAAUAUUUAUGUAAUAUUAAGUGACCUUCAUGCUGUAAGGACAACUUAAAUAUAUA
This is a messenger RNA of Sinocyclocheilus anshuiensis, 800 nucleotides long. Its product is annotated as urokinase plasminogen activator surface receptor-like. NCBI's taxonomy places the organism in Eukaryota, Metazoa, Chordata, Actinopteri, Cypriniformes, Cyprinidae. Bases 5 to 634 code for a protein of 209 amino acids. The transcript is spliced from 5 exons. The record is from RefSeq and is a predicted model, not a curated record.